This is a messenger RNA of Labrus bergylta (ballan wrasse), 1281 nucleotides long. Lineage: Eukaryota; Metazoa; Chordata; Actinopteri; Labriformes; Labridae. The record is from RefSeq and is a predicted model, not a curated record.
AUAAUUAAAAGCCUUUUCCCUUUUGAUCACCCCCUCCUCUUUUAUUGUUGUCUGAGCACUUUACAGCUCAGUAGUUCAGAAUAAUUACUAAUUUGGCUUGAUUAAGAAAACUGCUUUGAAAAUGUCAGAAAAUACAUAAUUCAUCUGUUUGCAGCUUUUUCCUGAAGCCUGCCCUCCUCCUCCUCCUCCUCCUCCUCCUCCCUCUGCUGCAUGAGGUUUGGCAUGAGUCACGGUCGGCCUCUUCUCACCCGAUUUGUGUCCACCAGCCGGGCUGCCACGCCCAAUUUCACUUCAGCCCGCCAGCGUAUUGUCGAAUGACAUCUCCGCGCGCUGCUAGGCUGAGGUCAGCCGUGGCCUGAGCCCGACCCUGGAUGUGAACAUGAGUCAGUGUGUGUAGAGGCUGGACUCUGACAGGCCUCCCUGCAGCAGAUUUUCAUCUGUUAGACUGAACAGCUGCUGCAGUCUGCCUCCAGAGCAGCUAUUAGUCCUGACUGCUGAAACUCACAUUAUGACAUCAGUCCUUAACAUCGUUACUCUGAUAAUAAUCCUUCCUGCUGCCGAGAAGAAAAAAGCCUCUGAGCUGCUCGUUACAAAGAAAAACAAAACAAGCUGUACCUCAGACAUAUCUGUAAUUAUUUCUGUGCAAGGUGCUGAAAGUCUUUUUUUUAUGUCUUACCCUUCACUCAAAGCCGGAGAACUUGCUCCUCGCCAGCAAGUUGAAGGGAGCAGCGGUGAAACUGGCAGAUUUCGGCCUGGCUAUUGAAGUUCAGGGGGAUCAGCAGGCAUGGUUUGGUUUCGCCGGCACACCAGGAUACCUGUCCCCAGAGGUGCUGAGGAAAGAUCCCUACGGCAAGCCGGUGGACAUGUGGGCCUGUGGUGUGAUCCUCUACAUCCUCCUGGUGGGAUAUCCUCCGUUCUGGGACGAGGACCAGCACAGACUGUACCAGCAGAUUAAAGCUGGAGCUUAUGAUUUCCCGUCUCCUGAGUGGGACACUGUGACCCCAGAGGCCAAAGACCUGAUCAACAAGAUGCUGACCAUCAACCCCGCCAAGAGAGUGACUGCGACGGACGCUCUCAAACACCCCUGGAUCUGCCAACGCUCCACUGUGGCGUCCAUGAUGCACAGGCAGGAGACUGUGGAGUGCCUGAAGAAAUUCAACGCUCGGAGGAAACUAAAGGGUGCUAUCCUGACCACAAUGCUCGCCACUCGCAACUUCUCAGCAGCCAAGAGUUUGCUCAACAAGAAAGCAGAUGGUGUCAAAGUAAAAGAGGAAGACGGAU